Molecule: messenger RNA, 3498 nt
Organism: Anopheles bellator
Lineage: Eukaryota; Metazoa; Arthropoda; Insecta; Diptera; Culicidae
Product: fibrillin-1-like
Exons: 7
Coding region: 1-3498 (1165 amino acids)
Source: RefSeq, a predicted model, not a curated record
AUGGGACAGCAUGUGGGAGCGCUAUCCGCCGCGUUUCUGGCACUCUCGUGGUGUCUGCUUCCAGUUGCGGCUGUGGGAAAGUUGUGCCACGAAGAAGAAAAAGUGGCCAAGCUAGUGGAAAACACCAGCCAGAUCCUGCAGUACGGCAGCACCACGUACUACUGCAUGUUCAGUGAGCACAGCAUCCGAAUUUCGGUUCCGGUUGAUCAGUUGAGCUGUUCCCUGGACUACGAGGUACACAAGAAGCCGGUCUGUUGCGAGGGAUACCACGCAGUCGGAUCGGAGUGUUCGCCGACGUGUCGCUUCAAGUGUGUUUUCGGCCACUGCGUCGGUCCGGAUACGUGCGAGUGUUACAGUGGCUAUCGUAAGGUGGACGACCAUCGUUGCGAGCCGAUCUGUGCGGCACCUUGUGAGCACGGCCAGUGUGUAGCACCGGAUGUCUGCCUUUGCGAGGAAGGUUACGAGCGUGAAGCGGUCAGUGGGUUAUGCCACCGGAAAUGUGACCGGGUGUGUCGGUUUGGCCGUUGCGUAGACGAUGUCUGCCAGUGCGACGAAGGAUACCGCCCAGAUCCGGUCGAUGGCGAUGCCUGUGUUCCGCAGUGCGACGAGCCCUGCCAGGAUGGCGUUUGUGUUCUACCGAACGUGUGCCAGUGUGCGGCAGGAUACACCAUUUCGACCGAAUCCAAGUUCCGCUGUGAGCCGGUCUGCGCCGACGGCUGUGUCAACGGAAACUGCACCGGUCCGAACGAGUGUCGCUGCGACGAGGGAUACGAACAGGACGCGACUAGCCGCUGUGUGCCCGUCUGUGAGGAAUCCUGCCAGGGUGGCCAUUGUGAGGCACCGGAGCGCUGUAGUUGUGCUGAGGGCUACAGUGUGAGCCAGGAUAGCGGUUCCGUUUGCGUGCCAACCUGUGCCAAUCCUUGCCAGAAUGGGGACUGUGUAGCGCCCAACACUUGCGUGUGCCGGCUUGGCUAUCGGGUCCUGGAUCCCGGAUCGCCCCACGUCUGCGUCCCGGAGUGUGUGGCCGGAUGUGCCAACGGUCAGUGUGUUGAGCCCGGCGUUUGCCAGUGUGCCGAGGGGUUUGCCUUCAACGAAACCCUCGGAGUCUGUCAACCGAACUGCCAACAGCCAUGCGCGAACGGCGUUUGCAUCGGUGGAAAUCGGUGCCAGUGUAACGACGGCUAUCAGCUGGAUCCGAAAACGACGAACAAAUGUGUUCCUCGCUGUCCCAAGGCCUGCGUCCACGGGGUCUGUGUGGCUCCGGGUGUUUGUGAGUGUAAAAAAGGGUACGUCAAGAGUGAGAACAGCCGGACGGUGUGUGAACCACAGUGCCCGAAAGGAUGCUCGAACGGGCGCUGCGUGGCACCGGAUCAUUGCGAGUGCCUGAAGGGAUACUUUGCCACCACAAGCUCCAUCAACUCGAAGGUUUCCAUCUGCACGCCGUACUGCCGCAACAAGUGCCUCAACGCGUACUGUAUCCGGCCCAAUGUCUGCCAGUGUCUGGCAGGUCACCGGUUCGCCGCCAACAGUAGCAACGUCUGCGAACCGAUCUGCGACGAGCUGGUGGUGGAUUGUACGCACGGCCGCUGCACUCAGCCGAACGUUUGUGAAUGCAACGAAGGCUACAGCCUCGGUAUCCGCAACGGGCGGAUGAUCUGCGAACCGGUGGCCUGUGGGGAGCGGUGCGUCAACGGGUACUGUGUGGAGGAAGGACGCUGCCAGUGCCAUCCGGGAUAUCGGCGAUCGAACCACUACGCAACGGUCUGCGAACCGGUGUGCGACGGUGGCUGCUCCGACGGAGUCUGUAUCGCUCCGAACGCUUGUGUCUGUAAUGAAGGCUUCGAGCAGGACCACUCUGGCCGCUGUCAGCCUAUCUGCGACCCGGCCGUAGUUGACUGCUACAAUGGCGCUUGUUUCGGAUCGAAUCGAUGCCAGUGCUUCGAGGGUUACUACCUUCGUGCUCCUGCGACCGGUGGUCCUAUGGAGUGUGUUCCGGUUUGUGUCGGAGGAUGCAGCAACGGAAGGUGCCUGGCCCCGAAUGAGUGUGUCUGUGACGAGGGUUACGAAUUCCACACCGAAACGAACCGCUGCGAGCCAGCCUGUUUCCCGGAGUGUCUAAACGGCCUGUGCGUAGAGCCGAACGUGUGCAAGUGUCUCGAGGGAUUCCUCCCGGCGGAAGUGGCUUCCCAGGAGCAACCUCUGAACGAAUGUGUCCCGCACUGUGACCCUGCUGUGGUCGACUGUUCGUAUGGGAUUUGUGGUGGUCCCAAUGCUUGCCGUUGCUUCGAUGAUUUCUAUUCCACCGCCGAUCCCGUGACCGGAGUGCAAACGUGUGAACCGGUUCCAGAGCCUCCGGGAUGUGGUGAAAGUGUUGCCGUGCCGUUCAGCCAAGAAUGUGUUUGUGAGAGAUCCACCCCAUGCCCUAGCUGUCCAGAGGGAGUUCCGGUGUGCAACGCAACGUGUCCCUCGGUGCCAUCGACGACUCCGUGCCCGGAGGUAGUCUGCCCCACCGUUGCACCUAUCAGGCCCUGCCCACCAGUUGUGCCAUGUCCGGAAAAGAAUUGCCUAAACCCAGCACCGUCGUUGUGUUCGGAGUGGCCAUCUCCGGACCCGUUCUGCGAUGAACUGUACGUGAACUGUACCUACGGCGAUUGUAUAGAGCGGAACGUGUGCUCCUGUCACUACGGGUACGAGUUGGCCAUUACUCCCGAAUCUGUAGUCCACUGUCAGCCCGUAUGUACUGGCGGUUGCGGUGCCCACGGUGUCUGCGUAAACCCGGAAGAGUGCGUUUGCCAUCCUGGGUACACCCAGACGUCCGACGGUCUUUGUGAGCCGUUCUGCGAGAACGGCUGUGACGCGGAUGCGUAUUGUGCCGAACCCAACCAGUGCCAGUGUCGGGAUGGGUUUUCGGAGGACGUUGAGGGAAUUUGCCGACGACGGUGUGUCCUGGGCUGCGUUGACGGUGAGUGCGUCGAUGGACAGUGCUUCUGCCACGAGGGUUCCGUACUGCGCGGUGGACACAUCUGCGUCGAGUCGACAGCGUGGCAAGUCUACGAUGCUAAAGAUGACCUAGAAGUGGUAGUUCCCGAGCUGCCCAAAGUUGGUCCCCGUUGGCAGCUCUACGACGAACAGGAUGCCAGUGGUGACUGUGCUGCCGAAUCGCAGCAGGAUUGUGCGGAAGGAUUUCGAUUUGUGCCGGAAACGAAAAAGUGUAGCCCUGCCGUUCUAGUCUCCGGUGGCAAUUGUCUCGUUGGUGGCCAACCGUCAUCAGAACCCGGGUCCAGUUUGGAGCUGGAUGAAACGUUUGCCAGGAUCGAGAACGCGGAACUACUCGUUCCGGUGCAGACGGCGGAGUCUGGCUUCUUGUCGUCGAUCGAUCGUGAUCAGUGGAUCCUAAUAGCAGUGAUCGUAAGCUGUGCGAUCAUCGUCGUGACGGUAGCCGUGUUGAUGUCCAAGUGCAUGAAGCGAAGAAACACCAUGGAAACGACCAUCGACUAG